AUGCAUUAUAUUGUUAAUAUUGUGAAGGCAAAUGACAGAAAAUUUAUUUUGGCUAAUAGAGAACUGUCUGAAGAUGAAUGGAAGGGUAAAACAAAUAUAGAUGUUGAUUUGGAGAAGAUUAAAGUUAUAUCUUAUAUCAGAACUUCCAAGCAUUAUCCAAUGGUUAUAAGUGUUAAAGCUGUACCAACAAUAUCUUGUGCUAUUUGUAGUUUAAGAAAGAAAACAAAAUUAAAAACAAAUGUACAGAAAUUACACAUGAUCCCGGGUUGUAAUCAUUUUGUUCAUAAAAAAUGUGCAAAUAAAAGAAUUCGGAAAAAUGCUUCACUUCAUUACUAUCGGAAGAAACGUCAGGCUUUGGAAUCUGUUAAGGAAGAUGAAGGGGAAGGUAAAGAAAGUCCUGCCUCUCAAACUAAUGCAGAUAAAAAUGAAGAAGAAGGAAAUCCUCUUCCACCUCCACCUCUUCCAUCAACACCUCCACAUCACCUUCCUUCAUGUUCAUCCUCUUCCUCACUUUCUACCUGUUCUCAUGGAUCUCCAACAACGCAGCUAGAAGUAGCUUCCUCUUCUUCACAUUUACCUCCUCAAGAAACAAAUACAGAUAAUGUAAAUAUAAUAAAGACUAAUUUUGAAGAUAAAUGUCCGGUGAUGGAUUGCAACAAAGUUGUUUUUAUGAAAAAGAAUGCUGCUGGAAAGUAUAAUUUAUAUUAUUAA
Meloidogyne enterolobii is the source of this 711-nucleotide messenger RNA. Lineage: Eukaryota; Metazoa; Nematoda; Chromadorea; Rhabditida; Meloidogynidae. The record is from the annotation of a GenBank genome assembly.